This is a messenger RNA of Aphis gossypii (cotton aphid), 1185 nucleotides long. RefSeq names its product iron-sulfur cluster assembly 1 homolog, mitochondrial (gene MagR). NCBI's taxonomy places the organism in Eukaryota, Metazoa, Arthropoda, Insecta, Hemiptera, Aphididae. The record is from RefSeq and is a predicted model, not a curated record. The transcript has 6 exons. Gene Ontology annotation, biological process: iron-sulfur cluster assembly. Gene Ontology annotation, cellular component: cytoplasm; mitochondrion. Gene Ontology annotation, molecular function: 2 iron, 2 sulfur cluster binding. Bases 580 to 966 code for a protein of 128 amino acids.
ACGUCCGCCGUCGUCGACAACCUAUUUUCGGCCAUUGUACACACGACGAACGUCGUACCGUCGGCCCCGCGCGCCACGACCGGUGAACGCACACGCGCUCGCGCACAUACACACACACACAUAACCUCGCGGACGUACGGCGCGCCACACGGCCGUGGCCGUCGGCGGAAAAUCGGUUUACGUUUUACGCACACGCACACGCGCCGGCGAACGGACGACGACGGCAGCAGCAGCAGUCGGCGGGGGUCUUGGCGGCCGCACGCCAGUCGUCGACGGACGUAAUAUCGCGGACGGACGACACCGGGGGAAACCGGAGACGUCGACAGCGACGACGGGACCGCCGCCGAUCGCGCUCGCGUUUUUUUCCCGGUGUCGGCGGACCAGCGACAAAUAAUUUUAACGAUAAAUAAUGACGACGACGAUCGGAGCGCGCCAUCGCGUAGACCACGGAAACAGACGAUCACGUACGGUACUCGUAACAACAUAAAGAUAUUGUGCAAACUUCAAAUUACGCCAGUGCGUUAACAAAUAAUAAGUUUAAAAUGAAUUCAUAGUACGUAUUACCACCUAUUGGAUAACAUGGCCGGACGUAUAGUCACAGGCACUAUAAGGGCAGUAGCUGGAAGUAGAAAACCUAUUAAAGCUGCUCUUACCUUGACACCAUCGGCUGUUGAUCAACUAAAAAAGAUUCUCUCUGGAAAAUCAGACUGUAUUGGUCUUAAAAUUGGUGUUAAACAACGAGGAUGCAAUGGUCUAAGUUAUACGCUAGACUAUGCUAGUGAAAAACAUAAAUUAGAUGAAGAAGUUGUUCAAGAUGGAAUACGUGUGUUUAUUGAUAGAAAAGCUCAGUUGACAUUACUUGGAACUGAAAUGGACUUUGUUCAAUCCAAAUUGUCUUCAGAAUUUGUGUUUUAUAAUCCUAACAUAAAGGGAACUUGUGGGUGUGGUGAAAGUUUUAACAUCUAAACUUAAGAAGUUUCAUAAGAGUUUAAAUAAAAGAGAAAAAACAAGAUUGGUAUACAGUGAGUGGAUGAAUAGUCAAUACCAUUAACAUAGUUUUUCAUUUCAAUUAGAUGCAGUAAACUUAUAUUGUUAUCAAUGAUUUAUGUGUUGUACUGUUACUAUUUGACAAUGUGAAUUGUUAUUUAUUUCAAUUAUUAAAAUUGUUAUGUUUAUUAAAUCUAA